AUGGAGCAGAUAACCGGCGUCGACGUCUCGUGGAUGGCCCACCACGGAACCCCGAAAGACCGAACGCAGCCUACUCGUCGAUCCACCUUCCCUGCUCCCCCGGACCAGUCUCCCCGGGAUUCGCCCGCCUCGAGUCCGGUCAGGGAGGCACGCGAUGCGAAUGGCCACACAGACCCAGCACCGAAAACAAAUGGUACACUACCAAAGCAAAUACCCCCUCGUCCCGGGUUCACCAGGGAAAGGGGAAACUCGAUCAACGAGAAGAAUGGUGUGGCAGCCAGCGCAUCGCCGACGAGAAGACCCUCGUGGUUUUCCAACAUAUCGCAGAAGUUCUCGGGCAGCGGGCUUCAAAGCCCGCCACAAGCCAACAACACCCCGACCAAAGAUGCUGAGAUCUCCGUCCCCAAGAUCACGCCAGCCAAGAACGCAGUCCUCCAGCAUGCAGCUAAACACCAAGGAGAGGGCCCAUACACACCUGCCCCGCCCAGGUCCGGACAGACUGGCAUACUGCAUGUAUUGCGCAGAUUAUCGUCGAACUCUGGGCAGUUGGGCCCUCCUCUAAAGGGAGCCAACAACCAUGGACUGGUUGAGAGGAAGGUAUUGAACGUCGAUCAGCACCGGGAGCGAUGUCCUUUGGAGGAACUGCACCAAUCCAAGCUGCGGAGGGUGGCAUUUUGUGUCGACGUGGAAAUAGCGCCGAUGCCCAAAUAUUCCGAUGCUGAGGCGUCUCCUUCGCCCAAGGUGUGUGCCACCGGGAAGCCCGAGAAGCGAAAGCUCGCUGAGAAGGGUGAGGGCGAGGCGCUGAAGAAUCCCAAGGCUGUCGAGGAACAGAAGGAGCAGGAUGGUACCGUCGAGGUCUCGGGGGAGAAACUACCAAAGGAGCCUGAGAAAGAAGGUACAGAAAACAAGGACGUCUCUGCUAAUACCGACAACCCGCCUCCCACCGACACCAGCACAUCCACGAAAAAGAAGGAGAAAAAGAAGAGGAGCGAGGAAGAGAGGAAAGCGAGGAAGGAUAAGAAGCGGAAACUCGCCGAAGCCAACGGGCAAGUCCCUCUGGAGCUGCACCUUGACACCGAUACUUCCGAACCGUCAGCCCCGACCACUCCCAAGGUCCAGGCUGUCCCCACAACGAACCCAGUGCGCAUCUAUAGGAGAUGUUGUCAGCUCAGGGAGACACCUAUCCUCAAGAAGAUCACCGAGCAGCUCAUGGCACCCACAAACUCCACGCCGGCCGGUGUCGUUGAGAAGCUGGACCUCAGUGGGUACUGGAUGCAACUUGCAGAUCUCGUUACUUUGGGAGACUACCUGGCUGUCGUGCCGGUGAAGGAGGUAAUACUAGAAAACUGUGGUCUCAAUGACGAGGGGUUGAGAGUCGUACUGGCCGGUCUCCUUGCUGCCAGAAAGACCAGCAGUGGUGCCCCCAGGAAACGACCAAUAAUUUCCGCUGAUGGGCUUGUUGAGCAAGGAGGCGUGGUCGAGAGACUGGUGCUGAAGAACAACAAAAUCGGACCCGAAGGCUGGAAGCAUCUCUGCUUGUUCCUCUACAUGUGCAAAUCCAUCGUCAGCCUGGAUCUGGCAGAGAUUCCGUUUCCCAAGCCACCGCAGCAGCCAACGGCGAACGGGCACAUUCACCAUUUCCACCUUCAUGAAGAGAAGAGGGCCCCGUUAGACAUCAGCGCUCUGUUCGCCAAGUCGGUUGGUGAAAGACUGGCAGGAUCGACUCUUGAAAUGAUUAACCUGAGCAACAUCGGACUGAACCACGCCCAACUCGGCCAGAUUCUUGACGGCAUAAUGCAGUGCGGUGUCCGCAGACUUGGUCUUGCGCACCUUGACCUCGACACUGAUGGUCUCGAGCACAUCAAGAGAUAUCUCACCAGUGGCAAAUGCGAGGCUCUGGAUUUGGGUGGUAACGACUUGCGCGAGCAGUGCGAGAUCAUUGGCGGCGCCAUCGAUGAGUCCAACGCACUAUGGGCGCUUAGCUUGGCUGAGUGCAAUCUCAAGCCAGCCUCGCUGUGCAAACUACUGCCACACCUAUACAAGCUCUCGAAUUUUCGAUUCCUUGAUCUUUCGCACAACCAGUCACUCUUUGACUCGGACCCUAGCGCGGUCGGGGUUCUGAGAAGCUCCGAGCAGGUCAUUGCCCUCGCCGAAGUCAUUCCGGAAAUGAAAUCGAUAGCUCAUAUCAGUUUCCUGGAGAAUCCAGAACUUACGAAACUGGCAGAUGCGAGCACAGAGGAAACACAGGAAGAAGCGUCUGCGCUGUACGCUUCUCUGUUGGCUGCUACGAGAAUAUCCCCCAGCCUCGUCUCUGUGGACAUUGAUGUGCCCACCGAAAGGUCUGGCGAGAUCGUGAAGGCUCUGGCGAAGCAGAUUGUGGCCUACUGUCUGCGAAACAUGGAGCGACUGCCACUGAGGGACGGUGGAUCAGCCCUUGAGGAAGCUUUGGCACAUGGCGCCAAGGAUCCAGAAUAUCCAGAUGUGAUCCAACAUCUCGUUGGGCAUGAUGUCAUGGCGCCCGACACAGAUGACGAGGAGGUCGCACCUGACGAUGACUACAUCGUCGGUGGUACAGGUGUUGCUAAGGCGCUGGCUUGCUGUCUGGACAAUCGCGGAGUUGCGUCGAGGAGAAACUCCGGUGAAUUCGUGCGAGAUUUCGAGACCGGCGUCCCGCAGCCGAGGCCGCAACUGCCAGGCGGAAAGGCGAAGGAUGUGUCAAAGCACUUGCUCCUCAGCGCAAGGAAAAUUCGGCACCGUCUGGAGCCUGCUCUCACCAAGGCAAAGAACAUGGCAGACCAGUCCACCGAAGAGCGGGGCACUUACCAGCGCCUGCUGUUUCUGCAAAGAACUCUGGAUGGCAUCAUCAAGCGGUUUGAGGACGAGUUUCCAGAGACGAAAGAGGCGGCAGACAGUGGUAUAUCGAUUCCGCCGCCGGACAACCAGCUCGAGAAGAUCACUACUCGCAAUUCUCUGUCGUCUGCCGAAGCAGAGCCAGAGCACGUUGCAGGAGGAUCCGAUGCCGAGGAUGACCUGGAGGUGCAGCGCAGCCUAGCUCGAAGCAGCUCCAACCUGUCGCUGUCGUCCCUGGCCCUCGAUCGCGAAGAAGGCCGCGCGCUGCGGUCAGGCCACCAGUUCCGCUCCGGAUGGAUGACGGCGGAGCAAUACCAACUGCUGUCAUCGGCAGGCUUCGAAGAACUGGAGAAGGACCCGCACCAGGUGCGCAUAUUCAACGAGCUAAUUGACGAGCUCGAUGAUGUUGAGAUCAACAAGCUACGGGAAGAGAAGGGCGCCGUGAAGGUGUUCCAGGAGCACAGGCAAAGGAUUGUGGACGCCUGCCGAGAGGCUGACCCUGAGUACUGGGCCAGAUUUGUGGAGAGUCAGGAGAAGGCCAAGGCAAACGUCAAGGUCUCGCAGCCCAAGCCCUGUAACAACGGGACUGGGCCGGAAGUCGCGGUCGCGGAUGAUGAAGUUGCUGUCGCAGACUAG
Messenger RNA from Diaporthe amygdali, 3486 nucleotides. RefSeq lists its product as uncharacterized. The transcript is spliced from 3 exons. The record is from RefSeq and is a predicted model, not a curated record. Lineage: Eukaryota; Fungi; Ascomycota; Sordariomycetes; Diaporthales; Diaporthaceae. The coding region runs from base 1 to 3486 and encodes 1161 amino acids.